This is a messenger RNA of Drechmeria coniospora, 1107 nucleotides long. RefSeq names its product aspergillopepsin. The transcript has 4 exons. Gene Ontology annotation, biological process: proteolysis. Bases 1 to 1107 code for a protein of 368 amino acids. Lineage: Eukaryota; Fungi; Ascomycota; Sordariomycetes; Hypocreales; Ophiocordycipitaceae. The record is from RefSeq and is a predicted model, not a curated record. Gene Ontology annotation, molecular function: glutamic-type endopeptidase activity.
AUGCGUUUGUCUCUUGCUCUCGCCCUUGCCGCCAUUAGUGGUGUCUUGGGCGAGCCGAUCCCGAGACGGGCGGUACAGGGUAGCACGACCUCUACUAUGACUACUGCUUCUUCCGUCCACGACCAUUAUCACGACAGCCAGUUCCACGAGGACGACGUUCACCAGGCGUACAAACGUAAACCCAUCACUCCUCCCAAGCCGCCUCAAGUGCCUACCCAAGCAAGCACCAUCACCCCCGUCGUCACCCUCACCCCCAUCACCUCCGUCACCUGCUUCCCCAGCAUCACCGGCUUCACCUCCGUCACCUCCCUGCUUCACCCCCUUCCCCCCCUUCCCCCCUUCACCCCCGUCACCUCCAUCACCUCCAUCACCUCCAUCACCUCCAUCACCUCCAAAAUCUUCAUCACCACCAUCACCACCACCUUCACCUCCAAAAUCUUCAUCGCCACCGUCACCACCACCGUCACCACCAAAAUCAUCGCAGCCACCAAGCUCAUCGCCGCCGCCAACAUCACCGCCCCUGCCACAGCGCACCGCCAUCUCAAAAAACUGGCCGAAAUCGUCGUGCCGACCUUCCGCGGCCGACCGGCGUCUCAGAGUCUCAACAUGUGGGUUGGCAUCGACGGUAACAAAUGCCGGACGGCGGUCCUGCAGACGGGCCUCGUAGCCUACGGCGAUGGGACCUUUUGGGUCUGGACCGAGUGGUGGCAGCGCACGAUGCAGCACUACGAGACGGCGCUGCCCCUGAAGGGCGGCGACAGGCUACGGCUCUCCGUCCAGGUCACGUCGGCGACCUCGGGCACGACGACGGUGGAAAACUUGACCAACGGACGAUCCGUGUCGCAUACGUUUCGAGACGUCAAGGAGUACCCCCUCUGCCAGACGGACGCCGAGUGGAUCGUCGAGGCCUGGCAGGAGAACGGCAAGCCGGCCGCGCUCAUCGACUGGGGCACUGCGACCUUUUACAACACGACGGCCAAGAGGGCCGGCAGCCAAGUCACGGCCGGCGGCGCCUCGUAUCUCGUCAACAUGCAGAUGAACAACAAGCUCGUGGCGAGCACGACCAUAGGCUCCAGCGGCGACGUCAGCGUCACGUAUCGCGCAUGA